AGGCUCAGUCUCCAGUUUGAGUCAGAGCUAGUGACCAUGCCGUCCUGGGCUCAAGGAUAAAAGCCAUCAGGCCCAAGUGCCAUUCAUUUUCCAUUUCCAGAGUCUUUUCCACACAAAUUGGGAAUCAUCUCUGCUGAAAAGCACAGACUCCCAGUAAGAGAACAACAAAAAAAUAUGCUGUCUCAUAAAACCAUGGUGAAGCAGAGAAAACAGCAAGCAACCGCCAUCAUGAAGGAAAUCCAUGGAAAUGAUAUAGAUGGCAUAGACCUGGGCAAAAAAGUCAGCAUCCCCAGAGACAUCAUGCUGGAAGAAUUAUCCCAUCUCAGUAACCGUGGCGCCAGACUCUUUAAGAUGCGUCAAAGAAGAUCUGACAAAUACACAUUUGAAAAUUCCCAGUACGAAUCUAAAGCACAGAUGAAGCACAGUAUUGCUAUGCAGAAUGGGAAACUGGAUGGAAGUCACUUGGAAAGCAGUUCACAGCAAGCCCCAUUGACUCCUCCCAACACGCCGGACCCACGAAGCCCCCCAAAUCCUGAUAACAUCGCACCAGGAUAUUCUGGACCACUGAAGGAAAUUCCUCCUGAAAGGUUCAACACCACAGCCGUCCCAAAGUACUAUCAGUCACCCUGGGAACAGGCCAUCAGCGGUGAUCCAGAGCUUUUAGAGGCUUUAUACCCUAAACUUUUCAAGCCUGAAGGGAAGGCAGAACUGCCUGACUACAGAAGCUUUAACAGAGUCGCCACCCCAUUCGGAGGUUUUGAAAAAGCAUCAAAAAUGGUUAAAUUCAAAGUUCCAGAUUUUGAGCUGCUACUGCUGACAGAUCCCAGGUUCCUGGCCUUUGCCAAUCCCCUUUCUAGCAGACGGUCCUUUAAUAGGACUCCAAAGGGAUGGACAUCGGAGAAUAUUCCUAUCGUGAUAACAACAGACGCAAUAGAGGAGACCACCAUACCAGAAUCAGAAGACCUAUGAAAAGGUGGUUGUGACUGGAUAUGCCGCAAAGCCUCUCAGCACGAAGUUCCUGCUCCAUGAUUCUAUUUCCUGGCAAAGCGACGUACACUCUUCGUUAGUAGCAAUAAUUUAAUAGCCAUUUUUCUUUUUAUAGCAUUUAAUUUCAAUCUCAGACAGACUACUAAUAAACAAUCCAGAAUCUUA
Echinops telfairi (small Madagascar hedgehog) is the source of this 1152-nucleotide messenger RNA. RefSeq names its product myozenin 2 (gene MYOZ2). The transcript has 6 exons. Gene Ontology annotation, molecular function: FATZ binding; actin binding; telethonin binding. The coding region runs from base 175 to 969 and encodes 264 amino acids. Gene Ontology annotation, cellular component: actin cytoskeleton; Z disc. NCBI's taxonomy places the organism in Eukaryota, Metazoa, Chordata, Mammalia, Afrosoricida, Tenrecidae. The record is from RefSeq and is a predicted model, not a curated record.